Labeo rohita (rohu) is the source of this 4666-nucleotide messenger RNA. RefSeq names its product RAS p21 protein activator 3 (gene rasa3). Gene Ontology annotation, molecular function: GTPase activator activity. Lineage: Eukaryota; Metazoa; Chordata; Actinopteri; Cypriniformes; Cyprinidae. The transcript has 24 exons. The record is from RefSeq and is a predicted model, not a curated record. The coding region runs from base 114 to 2627 and encodes 837 amino acids. Gene Ontology annotation, biological process: negative regulation of Ras protein signal transduction; intracellular signal transduction; regulation of GTPase activity.
GUUCGCGGCGCGCUGUUCAGUCCGGUGAGUCACCGUCCGCGCUGGAAUACAGAGAAAGAGAGAGAGAGUGGCGGAUAACGAACGGAAAACGGGAAAGAGCUGGAGCUGCGAGCAUGGCGGUCGAAGAGGAAGGUCUUCGGGUUUUCCAGAGUGUCAAAAUCAAAAUCGGUGAAGCGAAGAACAUCCCUCAGUAUCCGGGUCCCAAUAAGAUGCGGGACUGUUACUGCACGGUCAACCUGGACCAGGAGGAAGUGUUUCGAACCAAAACCAUAGAGAAAUCCUUAUGUCCGUUCUACGGCGAGGACUUUUAUUGUGAAAUCCCACGCAGUUUCCGCCAUCUGUCCUUCUACAUUUUUGACAGAGACGUGUUCAGGAGGGACUCCAGCAUCGGUAAAGUGGCUGUGAAGAAGGAAGACCUGCAGAAAUACCACGGUAAAGACCACUGGUUCCCGCUGCAGCCGGUCUGUGCAGAUUCAGAGGUGCAGGGAAAGGUUCACCUGGAGCUGCGUCUCAGUGAGGUCAUCACAGACAGCGGAGUCAUCUGCCAUAAGCUGGCAACAAGGGUUCUGGAGUGUCAGGAUCUGCCCAUAGUGAAUGGCCAGUGUGAUCCGUACGCUGCCGUCUCGUUACUCGGCCCCUCCAGGUCAGAAGCCAAGAAGACGAAGGUCAAACGAAAAACCAACAAUCCUCAGUUUGAUGAGGUCUUCUUCUUUGAGGUGACCAAACCGCUGAGCUACACCAAACGCCAGUUUGACGUGGAAGAGGACGACGUGGAUAAGCUCGCGCUCAAGGUGGAUCUGUGGAACGCCAGCAAUCUGAAGUUCGGAGACGAGUUUCUGGGAGAGGUACGGGUGCCGCUGAAGGUGCUGGGACAGUCGGGUGUUCAUGACGCAUGGUACUUCCUGCAGCCCAGAGAUAACGGCAAUAAAUCGGUGAAAGCCGAUGAGCUGGGCUCGUUACGACUCAACAUCGUUUACACGGAGGACCACGUGUUCCCCACGGAGCAUUAUAACCCGCUCCGAGACCUGCUGCUGCAGUCGGCGCACGUCGAGCCCGUCUCGGCGUCGACGGCUCACAUCUUGGGCGAGGUGUGCCGUGAGAAGCAGGAGGCGGCCGUCCCGCUGGUGCGACUCUUCCUUCACUACGGUAAAAUCGUGCCUUUCCUCAGUGCCAUCGCUCACGCCGAGAUCAACCGCACGCAGGAUCCCAACACCAUAUUCCGGGGAAACUCGCUGACGUCCAAAUGCAUCGAUGAGACCAUGAAGCUGGCGGGGAUGCAUUACCUGCGCGUCACGCUCAAACCCAUCAUCGAUGAAAUCUGCACUGACCACAAACCCUGCGAGAUCGACCCCGUCAAGCUGAAGGAGUCUGAGAACUUGGACACCAACAGGGAAAACCUGCGGCAGUACGUGGACCGGAUCUUCAACGUCAUCACCAGCUCGGGUGUGAGCUGCCCGACGGUCAUGUGCGACAUCUUCUUCUCGCUGCGAGAGUCUGCGGCGUCACGCUUUCAGGUUGACCCGGACGUGCGCUACACGGCUGUCAGCAGUUUCAUCUUCCUCCGUUUCUUUGCUCCUGCCAUCCUGUCUCCAAACCUCUUCCACCUGCGGCCGCAUCACCCGGAUCCGUGCACGUCUCGAACGCUGACGCUCAUUUCCAAAACCAUCCAAACUCUGGGAAGCCUGGCCAAAUCCAAAUCUGCCAAUUUCAAAGAGUCCUACAUGGCGGCGUUCUACGACUACUUCAACGAGCAGAAGUACGCAGAUGCGGUGAAGAACUUCCUGGAUCUGAUCUCGUCCUCGGCCCGCUGGGAUCAGAAGAGCAUCGAGACGCCCAUCAUGCUGAAGGAAGGAUUCAUGAUCAAACGAGCUCAAGGGCGAAACCGCUUCGGUCUGAAGAACUUCAAGAAGAGAUGGUUCCGCCUGACCAACCACGAGUUCACCUACCACAAAACCAAAGGUAACGCAAAAGGAGAGGGCGCUCUGUGCAGCAUCCCAAUUGAAAACAUCCUGGCUGUAGAGAGACUCGAGGAAGAGUCUUUCAAAAUGAAGAACAUGUUCCAGGUCAUCCAGCCGGAGAGGGCGCUCUACAUCCAGGCCAAUAACUGCGUGGAGGCGCGCGACUGGAUCGACAUCCUGACCAAGGUCAGUCAGUGUAACCGCAAGCGUCUGAGCACGUACCACCCGUCGGCCUACCUCAACGGACACUGGCUCUGCUGUAAGCUGUCUGCGGACACGGCGCCCGGCUGCACGCCCUGCACGGGGGGACUUCCUGCCAACAUCCAGCUGGACGUGGAUGGAGACCGAGAGACGGAGCGGAUCUACUCGCUCUACAGCACGUACAUGGCCAAACUAGUGAAGAUGCAGGAGGCGUGUGGCAGUAAGUCGGUGUACGACGGCCCAGAGCAGGAGGAAUACUCCACGUUUGUGAUCGACGACCCGCAGGAGACGUAUAAAACCCUGAGACACGUCAUCUCAGCCGUACAGACACUGGAGCAGCAGCACAUGCAGUACAAACGAGACAAGUUCAGGAAAACUAAGUAUGGCAGCCAGGAACAUCCGAUCGGUGAUCAGAGCUUCCAGUGCUACAUCCGCCAGCAGUCAGAAAGCUCCACCUACUCCAUCUGACCACGCCCACUGCAGACACUGCACGGUCUCCGUGGCAACAGUCGCAUCUCAGACGGGAAACUCUGAGAUGUGACUGACGAAAAGGCGGCCACAGUCAAAAGCUAAACCUCUGGUGUUUUUAUACGAUUUUAACCAAUCAACAGCUUUCUCCGAACGGCGUGGGCCGCCGCGCACUUUAUACGUCACACGCUCCUGUGGAUGAUGUAGCUCCACCUCACGGCACGUUUUAACGUUCAAUUAUGUUUUUAAGCUAGAAGACGACCAGACGUCCUCAAACGAUGGAUGUUUUUAUAAACGGAGUAGUGGACCAAAGGACAGAUCCCACAAUCCUUUGCUUUGACGGGGUUUCGAUGGUGGAUGCGAGACUGCCGCUGAACCCGUAACCGCGUUUUUAACUCGUAUAGAAAUACUCUGCUCUGUUUCCGCCUGCUCUUUCCUCCAUUCACACGCGUCCAGUAUUGACUUGUGUCGUCAGGCCCACGCCGUGGGGAACGUGUGGUUCGGUGUGUGUUACAGCAUGCAGACGUCCUCGUCCCGGCCGUUUCCAGCAUGCGGCGUGACUCUGAACCGCUGUCUGAUGGGUCCAGCUGUGUUCAGCAUCACAUUGUGUUUUUAUACUUUCUGUUGAGUCUCACGUCCUGGAAAUUCACUGCUCUGGUUACAGUGUGUGUGCGUGAGUGUGAGUGUGUGAAUCUGAAGUGAGCAUGCAUGAGUGCAUUUCAUUAAUUAUGAAUAAUAACUCCCAGUUCAUCACAUCACACUUUAUAGAGAUGUUUGAUAUGAACCUGAUUAUUUUGAUACAUUUCAUGAAACCUGUCAAGAUCAUGACCUGCUCACAUUUCACCCUAAAAUCAUAUAUAUAUAUAUAUAUAUAUAUAUAGAAAAUAUAUAUAAAUGACCCUGGACCAUAAAAAACAGGCAUAAGUGUCACGGGUAUAUUUGUAGCAAUAGCCAAAAAUUUGGGUCAAAACUAUCAAUUAUUAGGAUAUUAAGUAAAGGUCAUGUUCCAUGAAGAUAUUUAGUAAAUUUCCUACCAUAAAUAUAUUAAAACUUAAUUUUUGAUUAGUAAUAUGCAUUGCUAAGAACUUCAUUUGGACAACUUUAAACGUGAUUUUCUCAAUAUUUUGAUUUUUUGCACGCUCAGAUUCCAGGUUUUCAAAUAGUUGUCUCUCGACCACAUAUUGUCCUGUCCUAACAAACCAUGCAUCAAUAGAAAGCUUAUUUAUUCAGUUUACAGAUAAUACAUCUCAGUUUUUAAAAAAUGACCCUUAUGACUGGUUUUGUGGUCCAGGGUCACAUACAUAUACAUACAGAUACAAAAUACAUGAAAUCCAGUACUGAAAUCCACUUUACAAGCAUUAAGACAUUUUCAAGACAAAUGUUAGCAAAUACAUUUCAGCCGCAAAUAAAAUGAAAUGUAAUUGUGACUUCUUAUCCCACAGUUCAGAGUUUAUUUCUGACAGUUUAUAUGUUGCAGUUCUGACUUCAGAAUUGUGAGAUGAAACUUUUUUAUUUUUUUAUCCCAUGGUGGGAAUGAGCUUCCUGAAAAACUCCUGAAAAUGCAUCAUAUUCUUUAUGCGGAAGAUCAUUUUUUGAUUUUCUUCUGAUUUUGGGGUGAAACAUGAGCUGGAGAUUCACACUUGUAUUCUUCUGUUAGUAUGGUGUUGUAUUUUUGUUAACACACGGUUCUUGUGUUUCUGUACGUCCCUCGGUGAUGCAUGUUUCAGUGCUUAGAUAUUUCAAAACAGCCCCUUUUUUGCCCAAAUGAAUUGCUAUUUAUUUUUAUAUCACAGAAUAAUGUUUUUGUGAAGAAAAAAAAAGUCAAAUCAAAACUCAGAGUAAUCCAAACGCACAGUAUGAAGUAUGCAAUAAUGUCACCUAUGAGUAAUUCUCCUGUUUUUGAUCUGUAAUUGAUGAAGGAACUUUGAUGGCAGAUCCUUAAGAAUGGACAGCGGUGUGUUCGUAUGACGUGUGUACAGAGUAGCCCACUGAAUGAGACACACGUGUUUCUUUUGUCCAAAUGAAGGCGACAGCAACGA